UUGGGUUCGGGCGGAGGGCCGCCAUUAUUGAGAAGCUGAAAACCACUUUCACACAUAGCGAAGCCCUUUCACUUUAACUGCCCGUUUUAUGGUGCAGAUGCAAACGCUCUGUCAACGAAGCCAAACCCAAAUGACAGCUAUCAAGCCGUGGCUUUGUGCGGACCGCCUUAGUGAUUUUUAUCCGCGAAAAAUGGACACAACAAAGGAUAUAAUAAUUGGUCAAAAGCAGCGUGGUAAGGCCAGAGGAAGGCAGUGAAACAGACUCUACAGCCACUACGCCCUUUUUUCAUUUUUCCCCCUUUUACAUGGGCAAAAUUAAUGCAUUGGUGCGGGGAAGAGUUUGAUGCCUUUUCUGUCUUGUUGAAGCAUCCGCAUGGAAUGGUCGAGGACUGUAACUGGAAAACAACCAUCGGCAACAUGGAAUAUUUAAUUUAUGCUUGACAAGCAGACAUAAAGGGAAGCACGUUGGGUUCUGGCUACCUUUUAAACCAUCAGCUUUAGCUUUCCACCAUAAAACGCACCGGUGGAAAAUGCCGUCACUCGAGUCCUAAACAGAAGAGAGAUUGGAGGAAAGGCUGAAUGCAAUGAGUGUGAUCUGACAUAUCCAGGCUCACCUGACUGCACCACAGGCCUGCUUGCCGAAGGGGAUGGAUUACACAGAGUCAACUUCCCACACUGGCAUCUAAUUUCUCACUUGGUCAAGCACAACUGCUGCCACCCCCCAGCACCCUCACCACCCCACCUCCUAAAUCAGCCCAACACACCUCUGCUGUUUGUUGAAUUGCAUCCUCAUCGCAGCCUUGCACUGACUAUGGGCAAAAAGCACACAGCUCCAGUGUCAUCAACUUAAAGAAGUCGCAGAAAAAUACUUUCUACAGAAGCCAAGGAGAGAAGGCCCUGGUGCCAGUGCAAUUUAACCCCACCUGAGUGUGAUUGGUGCAGUACAAAAGCACUGUAUGGGCACCUGCAAUAGCGUGCUAAGUCGUCAAGCAGCUUCAGGGCAAGGCAGGAUGCGUUCCUACGAACGAUGAUGAUGGCGAAAAAGCAAGACUCCCGCGUGCCCAUAUACACCGUGGUGGUGGUGGGCCUCUCAGGGACUGAGAAGGAGAAGGGCCAAUGCGGGGUGGGCAAGUCCUGCCUGUGCAACCGCUUUGUGCGCCCCAGCGCCGAUGACUUCCACCUGGACCACACGUCCGUGCUGAGCACCAGCGAUUUCGGCGGCCGCGUGGUCAACAAUGACCACUUCCUGUUCUGGGGCGAGGUGGGCCGCGUGCUGGAGGAGGGCGCCGAGUGCCGGAUGCACGUGGUGGAGCAGACCGAGUUCAUCGACGACCAGACGUUUCAGCCCCACCGCAGCACCGCCCUGCAGCCGUACAUCAAACGCGCCGCCGGCACCAAGCUGGCGUCCGCCGAGAAGCUCAUGUACUUCUGCACCGAUCAGCUGGGGCUGGAGCAGGACUUUGAGCAGAAGCAGAUGCCCGAGGGGAAACUGCAGGUGGACGGCUUCCUGCUCUGCGUGGACGUGAGCCGCGGGAUGAAUCGCAACUUUGACGACCAGAUGAAGUUUGUCACGAACCUGUACAACCACCUGGGGAAAACGAAAAAGCCCAUCGUGCUGGUUCUGACCAAAUGCGACGAAGGCGUCGAGCGCUACAUCAAAGACUCACACACGUUUGCCAUUACAAAAAAGAACCUACCGGUGGUGGAGACCUCUGCUCGUUCCAACGUCAACGUUGAUCUAGCUUUCCUCACUCUGAUUCAGCUCAUUGAUAAAAGCAAGGGCAAGCCCAAGAUCAUCCCUUAUUUCGAGGCGCUGAAGCAUCAGAGCCAGCUCAUUGCCUCUGCUAAGGACCGCUAUGAAUGGUUAGUGAACAACAUUGUGAAGAAUCACAAUGAGACCUGGCCCAACAUCAGUCGGCGCAUGCAAACGUCCCCCGAGUACAAAGAGUAUGUGUUUUUGGAGGGCACGGCCAAAGCCAAAAAGCUUUUCCAGCAGCACAUACACCGCCUCAAGCAGGAGCACAUAGAGAGAAGGCGCAAGGUGUACCUCAGCACUCUUCCUCUCGCUCUCAGCUCCUUAGUCUCGGAGCUGGAUGAAAUAGAGCAUUUAAGCUGGGCAGGAGUGCAGAAGGUCCUGGAAUCCAAAAAGGACUUCGACCACUGGUUUGUGGUGCUGGAGGACGCUCCCUGGGAAGAGACGCCACACCUCGACAACAUGGAGGACGAGCGCAUACCGUUCGACGUGCUAGACACGACGGCCGCCGAGAUCAUAUUCGACGCACACCUCGAACACCUGCGCAACGAGUGCAAGCGGGCAGAGAUACGGAAGGAGUUCAAAGCCAAGCUGAUGUCCUCUCCAUUUGUGACACCCGGCAAGCCAUGGGAGGAGGCGCGAAGCUUCAUCAUGAACGAGGACUUUUACCAGUGGCUGGAAGAGCCGGAGUAUCUGGACAUCUACAACAGGCAUCAAAAGGCAAUCAUAGACAAGGCGAAAGAAGAUUUCCAAGAGCUGCUGCUCGAGUACUCUGAGCUUUUCUACGAGCUAGAGGUGGAUGCGAAGCCAAGCAAAGAGAAGAUGGGCGCCAUUCAGGAGGUUCUGGGAGAGGAGCAGCGUUUCAAGGCCCUACAAAAGCUACAGGCCGAGAGAGACGCACUGGUGUUGAAACACAUUCACUUUGUCUAUCACCCCACAAAAGAGACAUGCCCUAGCUGUCCUAAUUGUGUGGACAGCAAAAUUGAACAGACGCUGGCCUCUUGCUUCCCAGCUCGUUACCCCUCUUUCACAAAAGCACUCAUGAGCGAGAGCAAAGCAGACAGGAUAAAUCUGGUCAUCCUCGGCAAAGAUGGCCUGGCAAGAGAAAUGGCUAAUGAAAUCCGAGCCAUGUGCACCAACGAUGAUCGGUACGUGCUGGAUGGCAAGAUGUAUGAACUUGUGCUGCGCCCCAUAGAGGGAAAUGUCAGGCUUCCUGUUAACUCUUUCCACACCUCAACGUUCACCCCUCACGGCUGCCUGUGCUUGUACAACUCAAAAGAGUCACUCACCUACGUCGUGGAGAGCAUGGACAAGCUGAGGGAAUCUACGCUGGGACGACGAGACAACCACUUAUCCCAGCUCCCUCUGUCCUUACUCCUCAUCACCAAAAGAGGCGUGGGCGCAUUUGGGGACAUUGGCGCAGAGACUGCCCAGACACUGAUAGCACAGGGACAGCAGGUGGCAGCAAAGCUACAGUGCAGCUUCCUGGACCCUGCGUCCCCUGGCACGGGAUACGCGCGCAACGUCAACGAGCGGCAGAUCAACCAGGUCUUGAAGGCCCUGCUGGAAAACAAGAGGAGCGCGGGUUUCCGCAGCGGCUCCCCGCCGCUCCCUCCCGUGCCCCCCACCAUUCGAGACCUGCAGCCGGAGCCCAGCCCGGAGGCGGACUUCCGCAUCAUCAUGUGCCUGAUGUGUGGCGACCCGUACGACGUGGACCAGCUCCUCUCGCCCUUCCUGCUGCCGCAGCACUGCAGGCCCACGUCCAACCUGGCCAGCGACACGUCCGUGCUGCUGGAGCAGACGGUGGGCGGCCACCGGCAGACCAUCGAGCUCUCGCUGCUCUCCUACCACGCCACCUUCUCCAUGCGUAAGACCAAGCUGGUGCACGGCUACGUGGCGGUCUACUCGGCCCGCCGCAAGGCCUCCCUAGAGACGCUCUGCGCCUUCCUGUGCGAGGUGCAAGACAUCAUCCCCGUGCAGCUGCUGGCAGUGGGAGAGAGCCAGGCCGAGCUGACCGACUCGGAGUCGGCCCGCGAGCUCCUGAACCAGGGCGAGGACCUGGCCCAUGAAAUCGAGGGGCGCUUCAGCAGGAUCGUGUGCGGUGGAGGAGGGGUCAUCAGCGGGCUUCACCGGCUAGACCUCCUGAAGCCGUUCUUUAUGGAGGUCAUGGAGAAGCGCUCGGUGGUGGAGGCCACGCACAUGUACGACAAUGCCCCCGAGGCGGCCAUCACCAACGAGUCUGUGUACUCUCCCCGCUGCGGCUCGCCCAGCCCUGUCACCAUGCUGCUGGACUCGGAGGAAGACAUGGAGGCCUCGCCCCCCUACCACGAUGGCACUCUAACGUCCCACGGGAGCUUCAAGAUGCCUGACAUGGAUUCCGGCGACACCUUUUCUGUCAUCUCCGACCUCAGUACGUUCGAGAGCAAGCUCAACAACAAGAUGGCUCCCCAGGUGCGCUCCAAGCCCAGCGUCACGUUCGACCUGCGGAAGAGCUUCAACCCCUACAUGGACCCCAUGGCCCACAGGCGCUCCCUCACCGCCACCAUGAACUGGCCCCCCAGCGGCGAGGGGGUGUACGACCCGUCCGACUACGCCGAGCCCAUGGACGCCGUGUCCAAGCCGCGCCUGAGCCACGAGGAGAACAUCUACUCCGUGCCGCACGACAGCACGCAGGGCAAGAUCAUCACCAUACGCAACGCCAACAAGAUGCACACGAACGGCGGCGGCAACGGCUCGGACAGCGAGGCGGAGAGCAGCUCUCUGGAGCGCCGCCGGAAGCUGUCGGCCAUGGGGGUCAAGCCUCAGCUCUACCGCGACCGCUCCAAGCGCCUGGGCAAGUUCAGCAGCUUCCGCACCAGCUUCUCCAUCGGCAGCGACGACGAGCUGGGCGUCCUUCAAAAGACCAAAGAGGACGAGGUGGGCGCCCUGAAAGGGGAGAACACGCUCAACGAAGAAGGGGAGGACCCCAAGAAGAGAAACAUCCUAAGGAGCCUGCGAAGGCCUGGCAAGAAACCAAGACCAAAGCCUCGGCAGUCAAUUACGAAGCCAAUUGAGAGUAACUACUUUGGGGUGCCUUUGGUGAAUGUCGUCUCCCCUGACAGGCCUAUUCCUGUCUUCAUUGACAAAUGCAUCCGCUACAUCGAGGCCACAGGUCUGACCACAGAGGGCAUCUACCGAGUCAGCGGCAACAAAUCAGAGAUGGAGAGCAUGCAGAGGCAGUUUGAACAGGAUCACGGUCUGGAUCUGGUGGAGAAGGACUUCACUGUCAACACGGUGGCCGGAGCACUGAAGGCCUUCUUUGCUGAGCUCCCCGAACCUCUCCUGCCAUACAACCUGCAGACAGAGCUGACAGAGGCUUUCAAGAUUAACGAUCGAGAGCAGAGGCUGCACACCAUGAAGGAUGUACUGCGGAGGUUCCCACGGGAGAACUAUGACGUCUUCAGACACGUGAUGAGCCACCUCAACAAGGUAAGCCAGUGGAACCGCGUGAACCUGAUGACGAGCGAGAACCUGGCCAUCUGCUUCUGGCCCACGCUGAUGCGUCCCGAGUUCACCACCAUGGACGCGCUGACGGCCACGCGCACCUACCAGACAAUCAUGGAGAACUUCAUCCACCAGUGCGCGUUCUUCUUCUACAACCAGCCGCCGGCCGACUCGCCCACGGGCCCCUUCGGCCCGCCGGGGCCCCUGGUGCCCUCCGGCCUGCCGCCCUCGCCCUCCGCGCUGCCCCCCUGCGGCCCCCCCACCCACCACUACAUGCCCCUGCUGCAGUCCCCACCGCACUCGCCGCCGCAGAGCCCCCACCCGCACCCCACCCCGCCCGAGACUCAGACGCUGUGAGAGAGACAAACUACUACUACUAACACGCACAUGGAAACACACGCGUACACACACACACACACACAAAUAGACACACAAACAGGUACUGUACAUGCAUACUUAUUCACACACAUGCUGAAGUUCACACAUGUUCCGCUAGCACUCAGUCUCUUGAGCAUUUACUAUAUGCCAAGAUGCUGUGCAUCUGCAGCCACGCUAAUGUUGCUCCUGUAUCGUAUGCUUGUGUACCUGUUUGCACACAUGCACACACAGACACACACACAC
Engraulis encrasicolus (European anchovy) is the source of this 5857-nucleotide messenger RNA. It is a transcript of the gene arhgap35b, whose product is annotated as Rho GTPase activating protein 35b. NCBI's taxonomy places the organism in Eukaryota, Metazoa, Chordata, Actinopteri, Clupeiformes, Engraulidae. Gene Ontology annotation, biological process: Rho protein signal transduction; regulation of cell size; regulation of axonogenesis. The transcript is spliced from 7 exons. Gene Ontology annotation, cellular component: cytosol. Gene Ontology annotation, molecular function: GTP binding; GTPase activator activity; GTPase activity. The coding region runs from base 1028 to 5593 and encodes 1521 amino acids. The record is from RefSeq and is a predicted model, not a curated record.